Messenger RNA from Impatiens glandulifera, 1403 nucleotides. RefSeq lists its product as uncharacterized. Lineage: Eukaryota; Viridiplantae; Streptophyta; Magnoliopsida; Ericales; Balsaminaceae. Gene Ontology annotation, cellular component: endoplasmic reticulum membrane; endoplasmic reticulum. Gene Ontology annotation, biological process: post-translational protein targeting to membrane, translocation. The transcript is spliced from 5 exons. The record is from RefSeq and is a predicted model, not a curated record. The coding region runs from base 49 to 1119 and encodes 356 amino acids.
UACUUUGGUCGGAAGACAGGAUCACAGAAGAAGAACACAGUGAGAGAGAUGAAGAAAGCGGGGGCAGAGAAGAAGAGAGUAAAGCGAUCCGCUGCUGCUGCUGUACCUGCUCUUAAUGGCGGCACCAACAACGAUACUUCUCCUCCUAGGAAAAAAGCAGACAAGAAGGAGGAUGUAUUUCAGUUGUUUGCUGAGAAGGUCAGAGAUAAUAAAGGUCUUGAAUCCAGGUGGGCAAUCUUACAAGAGACUCGGGUUGAAUAUUUCAGAGGAAAGGGUUUUGUUAGCUUUUUGAAGACUCAUCCUGAGGUCAAGGAUAUAUUAGAAUCUGAUAAAAAUCUUGAUGUAGAAGAUAUAGUCAAUAUCUUACUGGAUAAAAAAUUGUUAGCACGCUGUGAUCGUGUCGUGAAAACUCUUCGACCCGGGAAGAAGAAGUUGUCUACAUGGCCUGCACACUUGGAGAUAUUCCCAGAUCAAGUUUUUUCUGAACAAGAUGCCUUCUUUGCAUGGACUUUUGAAAAACGACAUCCAUUGUGGCAAACUCUUUUAUCUUUCUUCUGGCCAGUGCUAACACUCGCGAUUUGCUUGUUUCCUGUAUACCCUCAUCAGGUCAAGCUGCUCAUUCUCUAUUCCUGUGCUGGACUACUGCUACUCAUACUUAGCCUCCUCUUAUUCAGAGCUGCAGUUUUUGGUGCUCUAUAUACAAUUAUUGGGAAACGUGUCUGGUUUUUUCCGAAUAUCCUUGCUGAAGAAGCAACACUGAGUGAACUAUUUCAAUUCUGGCCCAAGAAAGAUGAGGAUGAUAAGCCAAAGUUUACUGCAAGGCUUUUCUACUUCGGUUUUGCUGUGUUAGUGAUCUUAAUUCUAAGGCAUCAUGCUCCUGAUGAAGCUGCCAGAUACAGGUACCAGAAACGGGUCUCAAAUAUCAUCGAUGACGUUCUUGAGUGGUCUCCUAGAUUAUCUUUGUCUGGGAUGAUGGAUAACCAUACUGAGCCCCAAAAUGGUACUAGUGCGGAUGAGUUUGAGACAAAAUCUGAAGAAGAUACAUACAACUUAACUGAAGAAACCACAUAUGAACAAAAUGUGGAGGAAGAAGAAGAAAUCAGGGACACAGAAUCAUAAUAUGACGCCGCCAUGCAGCAGCUGCAGGGCCAGCCGAUAUAUAGAUUAUAGACCAAGACAUUUAGUUUUGGAUAUGUUUUUUUUUUUUGGAAAAUGUUUCUGUUUUUAUUGUAUAACAAUGUAAUCAAUAUAUACAAUCCUUAUGAGAAUAUAUAUAUGAUUGGUUUUGGUUGGACCAAUUUAUAGAACAUGAAUGACUAUGCUCACUUACAGGGAGCCUGAAGUGUUUUUAUUCUUUCUAAUAAUUUAUAGCAUUUAGAUGCUAAAAGAGCACCAUAUUCUCA